CACAGACAGAUACAUAUCUUAUUUAUAGAUAUUCCUUCAUUAUUAUUGCAGAAUUUCGCAGUAAAUUUUCUUAAAAUGUUCAAAAUUGAAGUAGCGAUUUGUUUAAUCGUUCUUUUGUUCAACAACAAUCAGUGCUAUCACAUUAAUAAAUUGAACUACGGCCUUACGGUUUGCCUCGAUCCGAAAAAUCCAGGUACUUUAGCGGCCGACCAGCGUGCUAAUUCGACAAUUAGAACACCACUAUUCGUGCGUCUCCCAACGAUAGGCUUCCUGAAGACUAGUAUAAGCUGCAUUGUGAUCGAUGAUGAAGAAAGUAGCAAUGGCAAGCCUGAAAUAAUUCAAGGAGGGCUUCAUUCAAAUUUUGUUAUAAUUCAUGUUCCUGCUUCCGUUUUGACCGGAUUGAAUUACAGAGUACGGGUCUAUACAAAAACCAAACUACCAAUUAACUUAUAAUAUUGUAUAGUAUAUUUAGUUUGCUGAGAGAUGUAGUUAAUUGUACGAAAUUAUUUAUAUGAAUUGCAUAUAAAAG
Phyllotreta striolata is the source of this 529-nucleotide messenger RNA. Lineage: Eukaryota; Metazoa; Arthropoda; Insecta; Coleoptera; Chrysomelidae. The record is from the annotation of a GenBank genome assembly.